Penicillium hordei is the source of this 2058-nucleotide messenger RNA. RefSeq lists its product as uncharacterized. Gene Ontology annotation, biological process: poly(A)+ mRNA export from nucleus. NCBI's taxonomy places the organism in Eukaryota, Fungi, Ascomycota, Eurotiomycetes, Eurotiales, Aspergillaceae. Gene Ontology annotation, molecular function: protein binding; RNA binding. Gene Ontology annotation, cellular component: nucleus. Bases 1 to 2058 code for a protein of 685 amino acids. The record is from RefSeq and is a predicted model, not a curated record. The transcript is spliced from 3 exons.
AUGAAGAGCAUGAAGUCUCGCCGCGGCGGCAAUGACCGCGGGGGAAUCCGCAAGCGGGGCCCUACUCGCACCGACCGAGAUGGCGAUAUGGACAUGGAUGCGGGCGGUGCUCGUGCAAAGAGAAACCGUGCCGACAAGUCUGCCUUGGGUGGCCGCGCCGCUGGCACAGGCGCAGGUGGCCGAGCUGUAGGAGCUGGCAACCGGGCCCAGGCUCGCAACAAGCCCCGGGAUUCGGAUCUGAUCCAAAGAGCCAUUUACAGCGCCGACAGCCAAGCAAACAUCCAACGCAACAAGAAAAAAACCGGCGGCGACCUGGAACAGUUCAGUGUCCGAGGAUGGAAAUCAAGUAAGGCGGCAAGCAACCGUGAUGGCGGCAUCGAGAGCCUCAUCGCAUUCCUCGAGCGACGCAUGAACUCAUUCAUCAAAUCCGGACCCCGCGCAAAGAUUACAAAGUCACGCACUGAAGGUGACACUCUUGUGGCAUUCGUUCGGCCAGAUCUAGCGGGUCACAUGCUUCGUAUCAACAACAAUGUUUUCGCCGGAGCUCAUGUUACCGUUGAAGAAUACACUGCCGCUACCGCACUCGAUCACGAACUGGCCGCAGUGGACCCCGUUCCUGGCUCGACCGCCGAUACAAAGGUUAAAAUGACUACUAUCCUCGGCAAACGCUUCUUCCCCGCCACCAAGCUACUUGACUUGUCGAAGCUGGCGGACGACCCCGAUCUAAAUGAGAUGGGGAUCUUCGACACUGUCUCUACUAAGUCCAAAUUCUUCCCUGCUCUCAUGAAGGUUUGGGAAUUGGGCUUCAAGACUGUAGCUGAGCGACGCGAGGCGGUCGAACUUGUCAGUCUGGCGGAAAACAAGCUCAGCAACAUUGCCUCCGUGACGACCCUCGCACAAUCUUUCCCCGAUAUCCAAUACCUGGACCUCUCUAAGAACGACAUCAAGAAUUCGCAGGCGAUGAUUGGAUGGCGCUGGAAAUUCCGCAACCUCAUCUUCCUCGACUUGACUGAGAACGAGAUUAGUUCCGAUCCAAAUUUCAAAGAUACCAUGCUCAAGUGGUAUCCCAAGCUGCAAACUUUGAACAACGUCCAAGUUCGAACCCCGGAAGAGGUCGCAGCUCAGAAGAAGACCCCGAUCCCGGUCUUGCCACCUCACUUCAUUGACGAGUCUCAAGUCGGCGAGAACUUCGUCCGUGCUUUCUUCACUGGCUAUGACAACGAUCGCAACGGCCUCGUCAGCACUGUCUACGAUGAUCAAUCCACUUUUUCGCUGAAUGUAAACACCACAGCUCCCCGGGCCGGUCAAACCGAGACAGGAGGUUGGGGUGAAUACAUCAGAAAGAGCCGAAAUCUCGACAAGAUCAGUCACCUUUCAGCACGCAUGUCCCGCUCCUUCAAGGGCGUCGCGCAAAUCCGCGAAGUCUUCAAUGCGCUCCCGCCCACUCGCCACCCAGACCUUGUUGCUAAGGCAGAGCAAUGGCUCUUUGAAUGCCACCCGGUUCCCCAUCUCCCCGACCCUACUGGACAGAGCCCCACUGGCGUUGGUGGCAUCUCCCUUAUGGUGCACGGACAGCUUGAGGAGAGCGUUGGUGGUAAGGUUGAGAUCCGCAGCUUCGAUCGAACUUUUAUUAUUGGCCCCGGUAACACCCCCGGUGGCAUCCGAGUUGUCAGCGAGAUUUUCUGCCUGCGCGCUUUCGGUGGACAUGAGGCAUGGUCCCCUGAGAUCCAGGCACUUUCCCAGGUCCCCCAGGUUCCCGCUCCCGGUCCUGUUCCCACUGCGGCUCCUGCACCCUCCUCUCUCCCCGCAGUCCCCGCAGUCCCCGCAGCUGCCCCGAUGGGCAAUGUUGCUGAAGGAUACGCUUUGCCUCGACCUGGAAAGUCCGACACCCAGCUUCGGCAGGAGCAGAUGGUCGCUGAAAUGAGUGGCAAGUCGGGUAUGACUUUCGAAUACUCAGAGAUGGCCCUCGCGGGAAAUGACUGGAAUGUCGAGCUUGCCUGGAAGAACUUCGAACAGCUUAAGGCUACCAAUGCACUUCCUCCGACCGCUUUCUUUUGA